UCUACAAUAUCAAUUUCUCCAAAAUAGUUGAUUUAUCGAGUUACUUAUUUGUGCGAUCUUGGAAAUCAUCACUUGAUUACAACCUUUGCAAUUCCUAUAGUUUCUUGAACUAAAUUUGUUAAUUAUUGAGUUUCACCAAUCCCCUAGAGAACGAUAAUUUUACUUACACUUUAUUACUUGUACGACACUGUGCACUUGCAGUUUUGUCGCCACCAUAGCUACUUACAGAUUAUACAAAAGAACGUCUUAGAAUUCUAGGGGGCCAUGGCCCCCCUCCCUUCAAGCUAGCUCCGUCCUUGGACAUAAUAUUAUUUAAGAAGGGGUUUAGGUUAGGAGAAGAAUUUAGGAGAAGCAGAAGGUUAGGCUAAUAAUUGCGAUCACAAUUAGCCAUUCAUGGGUAACCCAGUAGACCCAUUGAUAAAUAAUGAGUAUGUUAUGGAUGGGGUAUAUAUGAGUUUGGAGGUUUGUCGACGAGUAAGGUAUGGAUAUUGCUUCCAUAACCUAAAUGGGUAUGGGUUGGAUAUCGAUAUCCAUUUACUUGAGGGUGUUUUCACUACACAUACAAAAAUUGGACCUAUUUGUAAAACUUGAAAAGUUUAGGUACCAAAAUGUAAGACAAAAAAUUUAGGUACUAAAAUAUACUUUUCCAUUGAUACUUUGAGGACUUAUAUGGAAACAAAUUUAAAUUUGGGUACUAAAUAUGUAUAUCUAUUAAGUUUAGGUACCAAACUGUAAUUUGCAUUUGGGCAUGGAUACAACCUUUCAUGGAGGAUGAGGUAUGGCGAGCUGUGACUCAGUGUAACAGUGACAAGGCCCCCACCCCAUAUGGAUACACACUGGAAUUUUAUAAAAGGGCUUGGCAUAUCAUCAAACAGGAUCUAAUCAAGGCUCUGGAUGAUCUCUAUCUUUCCGGAUCUCUUCCGCAGUCAAUUGGUCACUCAUUUAUUUGCUUGCUGCCAAAAAAUGAUGUGGUGGAGGAUAUCUCGGACUUCCGCCCUAUUAAUCUACUCGGUAGUCUCAAUAAAUUAAUCUCCAAGCUUCUAUUUAAAAGAUUACAACCCAUUAUGAGAUAUGCAAUGUCAAAAUAUCAGUUUGUAGGGACGAAAGGCAGAGUCAUUCACGAAGCUAGUUUCAUUGCAAAUGAAUUGAACGAUAGUCGCAGAAGGAGUGGCAAAUCCGGCUUGGCAAUCAAAUUAGAUAUCGAGAAGGCUUUUGAUACAAUCAACUGGGGCUGUAUGUUCAAAGUCCUCAAAUCCAUGAAUCUCCACCUGUGGUUACAAAAGUGGAUCAGGGGAGUGGUGACCUCCUCGAGACUUUCAGUUUUGUUUAAUGGAGAAGCUGUGGGUUUCUUUGGCAUCCAAAGAGGUGUUAAACAAGGUGAUUCUUUAUCCCCUUUCCUAUUCAACCUAGGGAUGGAUAUCCUGUCAUUCAUACUUUGCAACUCAAAUGAAGGGGGUUUCAUAUUUGGCUUUUGAUUUGACGAGCAGAAUCGACGAGGAGCGGGUACUCAUCUUCUUUAUGAUGACAAUGCAAUCAUUUUCUGUGAAAUCAAUGAGGCGGAGGUCUUGAACGUUUUGGAAGCACUUGUAUGCUUUCAAAGCGUUACAGGACUAAAAAUCAAUCUUGGCAAAUCAAGAAUCUUCCCGGUUGGGGAGGUUGAUAAUUUGGAUAGGCUGUUGAGCUAUUCGGUUGUGAUUGGCAGUUUCUUCCCACGACUUACCUCGGGUUACCAUUGGGACCCCUGCUUCUUCACAUACUAUAUGGAAUCCUAUCAUCAGCAAACUCCAAAGAAGGCUCGAGAGUUGGAAAGACAUGUUUCUUUCUAUAAGAGGAAGGAUAGUGAUGAUCAAUGCAUUAUUGGCAAGCCAAAGCAUCUACACAUCUUCUCUCUUCUAAUCCCAAAAUGCGUUGUGAAGUCAUUGGUAAAGAUUCAGAGAGAUUUUCUCUGGUCUGGAUCAUAGGAUAAGGAAAAGUUCCACUUACUUUCGUGGGAUUUAUGCAAAACAGCAAGGCAAAAAGGAGGGCUGGGCAUCCGUGAUCUGGGGAUCCACAACCAGUCUCUCAUUUUAAAGUGGUUAUGGAGGUUUGUUAUCAAAAUAAAUGCUUGGUGGAGAGAGCUUAUUGCUGUCAAGUUCCUGAAUGCUACUUCAGAAUGGAUUGCAGAGGAGGUCAAUGGGGGUGCAGGCUGCAGCCCCCUGGUCACGGAUAAUGAAGUAGGUGUCGACUUUCAAGCAAACGAAUCUCGUUGAUCAAGGAAUUUUUUUUUGGACUUCAUUCUGGCAUGAUCACUGGAUCAGAGGUACAUGCCUAGCGACAGAGUUUCCGCGUGUGAUGGCUGUUGCAGAAUCUUCGAGUUCACGUGUUUCGGAGUAUCUGUCUCGAGAGGAUUCGAACUUGGUGUGGGAAAUUCCUUUAAAGUUUGUUCUGGGGGGGGGGGGCUGAGAGGGAGAGAGUGAGCUUAUCGAAUUUACUUGAAAAAUCUUCCUUCUUCCAAUUUUGUUGCGGGGCCAGAGAGGUUGGUUUUAGCGUCAAGUCAGCUUAUGAACAGCUUGUAGCAACUAAAUUUUCAGGGAAUGAAGACUUUCCCUACAGGAUGGUGUGGCAGCAAACAGUUCCAAGUAAAAUCUAUGGAACCCUGUGGAUCGUCUUUUAUAAGAAACUCCUCACUCACGAAACUUAAAGAAGAUAGGGAUACAUCUACCAAGCAGGUACGCUUUUUGCGAAAAGGAAAAGGAGAGUUCCAAUCAUUUUAUCAGUUGCAAAUACUCGAUGGAAGUAUGGGGGAUUAUAAGUUCAUUUGUAAAAAUCGAAGUCAGGAACAACGCCAAUUAUGACAUUACAACAAGGAUCUUCCAUUGGUACUGUCAAAAGCCUUUGGAUCCUAGUCAAUGGUGUAUCAAGGUUUUCUUACAUGCAUACUGUUGGAACAUUUGGUUAGAAAGGAGCUCCCGAAUAUUCAAGGGAGUUACAGCAUCUUCACGUGUCACGUCCUACCGAAUAGGUUGCGCUAUCGCAAGCUAGUUAUUCGCAGAUCAGAAGGUUGACAAGCAAGAGACUGAGGCUUGGUUGUUAAUAUUGGAAGGCAUGUUAAUCCCCUUCACUAUUCAAAAUCUACAGCAGGGCAUUUGAAUUUGGAUGUGAACUGUCUCCCUGGCUCUUAUGAAUUCAGUACCAAUCAGUUGUUAAAGGCUUUGGUGGACGAGAUGCUUAGUGUCAAUUGGCAAGUAUGGGGAUUCCUGUCGCCCCUGUUUUCGUCGUGAUUAUCUUGUUGUGCUUCGCUUUAAGAGCUGUUAGAGCUUCUCUACGUCUAGUUCCAUCUUGGACUGUUUGCCGGGGGAUCAGUUUGUUUUGCUUUGGGUUUUUCACAUUUGGGUUUCCCUGCUUUUUUGUAUUUUUGUAUUUAGUAAUUCUCCAAUUUUAAGAUAUAUCAUCCUCAACAAAAAAGAAAGAAAAAACUCAUCCCAAAUAAAUGGGUAUGGGUACAAACCAUCAAACUCUAUGUCUCUAUCCAUGUACCAUCUGUUUGGAUUUAAUACCCAACCCAAUUGGGUUGGAUAGUAAAGUACCAUGCAUAAGGGCAAAAUUGUCAGGCCUAGUAAUUAAUAAUAGAAUAGUGGUUAAGAAUUUAAGAGGAGAGGGAUAAAUUGAGGAUUCAUCGAAUAAUUAUUUAUUGAUAAUUCUGACACAACAAGUAAAGUAUAUAAUUUUUAGAAAUCUAGAUAACAUUCUUGUUAGACUUUAGAAUUAAGUUUCUUGUCAUUUGACCUCUUAUGAGGGAGGUGUGAUACAAUCUUUACAUUCAUUAUUGUUGUAAGGAUGUCCAUGAAACCUUGAUUUUAAAAGCAGUAACUGUAUCUUAAACAAGGAACUUGACUCCUUUUCCUAUUCUAAACGUUUUUUUAAAGUUUAUUGGGGAUAGUAUAGAUGCUAAAAAAUCAUAGGAUUGCGA
Molecule: messenger RNA, 3949 nt
Organism: Linum trigynum
Lineage: Eukaryota; Viridiplantae; Streptophyta; Magnoliopsida; Malpighiales; Linaceae
Source: the annotation of a GenBank genome assembly